UAUUCAAACUUAAAAGUGUAUUUACAUUUGAAGUAACCGCCCAAAACCCAAAGCGCCUCGCGAGAGUCAGGAAAUGAACACACUGCUGCAUGCACGGUGGCAAUUGCAGGAAUCCCACUGUAGUAAUUAAAUGGCUAAAGUGGAGAUCGCCCCUCUGAGAGCCUGGGAUGAUUUCUAUCCAGGCUCGGAGCGCUUCGCAAAACCAGAUACACGAGAUUUGGCGAAAUGGAACAACAGAGUAGUCAGCAACCUCCUGUACUAUCAAACAAAUUAUCUGGUGAUGGCAAUAAUUGUUUUCUUUAUUGUAGGGUUCAUGAACCCUGUGAGCAUGUUCACAGGUGCAGCAGUCAUUGCUUCAGUUUUCAUUGGCUCUGUAUGGGCAGGAGAGAACAAGGCGGCAAUCAAGAACUUCAAAAAGGAGAACCCAACCUUGUUUGUGUUCCUGGUCAUGGUAGUGAGUUACCUCCUGAUGUCACUCUUUGGUGGAGUCAUGGUACUGCUGUUGGGAAUCAAGCUGCCACUUCUCUUGAUCUUUGCACAUGCAUCACUUCGACUGCGCAACAUGAAAAACAAACUGGAGAAUAAGAUGGAGAGUGCAGGACUCAAGAAAUCACCCAUGGGUAUCUUACUUGAAGCACUGGGCCAACAAGAAGAGAAUCUCAGUAAAAUUCAAGGCCUUCUAGAGAGCAAACUCAAUGAAUAAACUCAAGAACAUGCAAAUGGCUCAAGAAGUUCUUACUGAAGAAAUGAAGGAAUUUAUUUUGAUCUUGAUUGGUAAACAAACAGUAUGUUUCUCAGUGUAUUUUUUUCUGGAUACUAUUUGUAUGUACAGUGUUUUGUAAUGUUACGAAACAGAUUUGUUUACAUCUCAAGUGUUGUAGACAAUUGGGGGGAGGGGGUGAUCAGAUUUUGGUUUAGGUGCUAAUUAUUGCAGUCUCACAAGUGAUCAUUCUUUCUUUAUAAUGUUGGAAAACAUGGUGUCAUGCUUGUAUGUUUAAAGUGUUAUGUUACAGUAGUAUACAGUAGUCUCCACAUACAUUUAUAAAAUCCAAGUUAUAAUAUGACAAAAAUAUGUCAUCAGUUUUAUGAUACUGGCUGCACAAAAAUGUACAGAUCACAGAGUAAUUCUACCAAAGAAAGAGUGCACAUAUGGGACAUUUAUUUAUUCUGCUGAUUUUAAUCACCCUUUCAGUUGUUUUCGGAAGGCUAUUUUGCGGACAAAAAAAUAAAUCGUCAGGUAUUAUAGGCAUUGUAAAUGUCAUAGUGCUCAUCGUAAUCUAAAUCAAGUAUAACACCUUAAGAUUAAAGAACUCUCACAAAUCUAGGUGCUAGUUGUUCAGUUUGCUGUGAUGCGGUACUCAUAAAUCUAUGCAAAAAGUGUUCAUAAUAAAGCCACAUUUUGGUACCAU
Myxocyprinus asiaticus (Chinese sucker) is the source of this 1409-nucleotide messenger RNA. It is a transcript of the gene arl6ip5a, whose product is annotated as ADP-ribosylation factor-like 6 interacting protein 5a. The transcript is spliced from 3 exons. Gene Ontology annotation, cellular component: membrane. NCBI's taxonomy places the organism in Eukaryota, Metazoa, Chordata, Actinopteri, Cypriniformes, Catostomidae. Bases 131 to 703 code for a protein of 190 amino acids. Gene Ontology annotation, biological process: negative regulation of transport. The record is from RefSeq and is a predicted model, not a curated record.